AUGGCUGCAGAGAGGUUGCAUGGUCCUCAAAGGCAUCGUCUGUGUCUGUGGAGGAAGAAUGUACAUGAUCUCUCCUGCAGGCUGCUGUGCUGCUGCUGCUCCUGUGUGGGAGGUGAGGACAAAGAACUACUACCUGACCAGAGCCAGAGAGGGCAGAGCGGGGAGAGGGAUACACAGCUGGAGUGGACUUGUCUGGGGGACGACCAGGGGAUCUCAGGGGAGGGAGAGGCCAGUGCUAUCCACAUCACGGUGGAGGAUCUUGGGCUGGCCAACCCUAGCUUCAAUCUGACCAAAGAGGUUUCACCAGUCCAGAUGCUCAGUGCUGUUAGUCCAUCUUCCAACUCUGUGUCGGCCGUCCGCAGGGCACUGAAGAAGAAAAGACUGCUGAAACCUCUGUCCUCCCUUCCUCUCCAGCAGAGAGGAGACCAGCCGGGAGGAGACCAGCUGGGAGGAGACCAGUCGGGAGGAGACCAGUCGGGAGGAGACCAGUCGGGAGGAGACCAGCCGGGAGGAGACCAGCCGGUAGGAGACCAGCCGGGAGGAGAACAGACAAAGAGGAGAAGCCCAGCCAGCGAGGAAGAGCGUGGGGCACACCAGAGGAGAUACAUUACAGGUGAGGGGGAGCAGCGUGAGGCAAUGCAGGAGCAGGAGAUAGAGGUAGCGGAGGAGGAGGACUCAAUUCUGUUUGACACACCUGGCGGCUCAGGUACAGGUAGCCUCCUCACCCCACCUGUCAUCAACCUGAUCCCUCCCACUCCCUCUGACGUCAUCGAUGAAGACCAGUUCUUUGAUGACAUCAUCUCGGACGAGGAGAGCAUGGCGCACACGUAUGGGACUGGUAGUGAUGGGAGUAGCAACACCGCCGGAGACCGGGAAGAAGAGGAAGAGGAGGAGAGGAUGGAGGAUUUGGACCAGGAGCCUGAAGAGGAGGGGACCAAGAGAGACGCAGAGACCAUGGAGAGGCAAAUGGUGGAUGGGAGUAAAGGGUAUCUGGGAGAACCAGACCAGGAGGUGCUCCUUCACGCUCCAGCCCCUGAGAGGGAGGGGGAGGUCAGGUCUGCUGAGGAGAAGGAGAGACCCAAGCCCAGCUUCCUCUGUAGUGCCUACCAGGUGGCUCCUCUACCUGAGUACCCCCGGAAGAGGAGCUUCAACUCGAGCAUCAAUCUGCUGUUGUUCACUGAGCACAACCUGGAUGACUGGAGCAACGCGGACGCCAGUUGCCAUGAGUUACUGAGAGCAGAACUGCGACUGCUUCCUCUCAGAACCAAGAUGGAGGCCUCUAUCUACCAAAGGUUGGUACGAGGGUACGAGGUUGUCUAA
This is a messenger RNA of Oncorhynchus gorbuscha (pink salmon), 1320 nucleotides long. RefSeq lists its product as uncharacterized. The transcript is spliced from 4 exons. NCBI's taxonomy places the organism in Eukaryota, Metazoa, Chordata, Actinopteri, Salmoniformes, Salmonidae. The coding region runs from base 1 to 1320 and encodes 439 amino acids. The record is from RefSeq and is a predicted model, not a curated record.